Molecule: messenger RNA, 1977 nt
Organism: Scatophagus argus
Lineage: Eukaryota; Metazoa; Chordata; Actinopteri; Scatophagidae
Gene: nemp1
Product: nuclear envelope integral membrane protein 1
Exons: 9
Coding region: 41-1327 (428 amino acids)
Cellular component (GO): nuclear envelope
Source: RefSeq, a predicted model, not a curated record
GCGGGACCAAACAUAAGAGGAGGGAUGCGACGUUAUCAUCAUGGCGGGAUGCAUGAAAAUGACAAACGGCUUUAUGUCUGGAAGUGCUAAAUUAGUUGUUUUCACAGUGCUGCUUACUUGUUUACCUCAAACCUCACGUCAGGAUACGGGUAAGAAACAUCCAGUAACUGACCUUCAGGAUGGAGAGACGUAUGUCGUAUCAGGGUCCAACAGGUUCUGUUAUGAGAACUCCAUAGUACCAAACUGGAAGCAAACAUGGACGAGAAUUCAGGUCAAAGUGUGGAGUUCAAACGUUUUUAAGGUGGAAACUGUUGGAGGGGAGGAGGAGCUGCAGGAGCUGGACCGCUUCAGUUUUUGGGGCUGGUUUCAGAGCUUGUUACGUGAGCGGCACAAUGAAACGACUAUUAACAUCAGUCUGUUCAGCAAGAAGACCUGCUUCAAGAUCGAUCCGAAUGACAAUACUCAGUACACCGUCAAGCCCUUUCGCAAGUUUGAUAUAUAUCUGUUUUUGGUAUUCUUCGCUGGAAUGUUGUUGUUCGUCUUUGCGGACUCACUCAGCAGGAGUCAAGUUUUCUUCUACUCUGCUGGUAUGAGCACCGGCAUGAUUGCCUCUCUCAUCAUCCUCUUUUUCAUUUUGGCUCGCUUUUUGCCAAAGAAAAGCCCGUUUUAUGUGUUGAUUGUUGGUGGCUGGUCGUUUUCUGUUUACGCCAUCCAGCUUGUCUGCAGGAAUCUUGGCAUAAUUCUGCGAGAACACUGGCAUGUUGCAUUAGGUUAUGUAGCAGUGGUGGGAUUCAUCAGUUUUGCUGUGUGUUACCGUUAUGGUCCUCUGGUGGAUGAGAAGAGCAUUAACAUUUUGUCGUGGACGCUGCAGCUGUGUGGCCUGCUCCUGGUUUAUUUAGGGAUUCAAAUUCAGCAAGUUGCCUUGGCCAUCAUCGUGGCAGCUUUGUUCUCCAAACAUCUGGAGUACCCAGUCUAUCUGGUAGUUGUUGCAUGGAGGAAAAGCAGACAGUAUUUCCACUGGAAGCUGGAGCCUCGUCGCCUGUUGACUGAGGAGGAAUAUCAGAAGGAGGGAGAAGAAGAGACUCGGCGCGCCCUGGAGGAGCUUAGGAAAUACUGUAACAGCCCAGAGUUCAGCCCGUGGAAGACAGUGUCCAGGCUUCAGUCUCCAAAAAGGUUUGCUGAUUUCGUUGAAGGGUCCCCUCACUUGAUGCCAAACGAGGUGUCUGUCCACGUGCAGGAAUAUGGCUUUGGAGGAUCUUUUUUUGAGGACGAAUUCUUCGACACAGAUGACGAGGAGGAAGACGAUCAUAUGAUAAAACCAGAGUGAGACGGCACAGUGUGGGAGAUGCACGGAUAUAGAAGCAGUUGUCAGUGCCUUUCACAAAGGUGGCUGGAGAGCAGCUCUCCUCACAAACUUACAGAAUGACUUGGAGUGAUUCUGUGGAGGCUGGAGGCUGAUUACUAACAAUCACAGACAUAACAGUGUUGUCAGUUGUGUUACCAGCACAAAAAUGGCAAAGUGAUGUUUCAACAAAUGCACACUGAAGCCAGAUCUAUUCUCUUUCUUUGGGAACAAAGGCUUCUGUCAAAAUUGUCACAAAUACAGGGAAACGAUUGAGGUCUUUGUGGUCAAAGCAUUUGAGCAUUUUCUGUGUGACUGUAGUUUGUGUUGUCUUUGUUCACAUCUUAGAGAAGGUUUUACUUUUUAAUUUUCAAAACAUGUUCUGUUUGCAGCCUUUAGGCUCCAGAUGGGCUCGCUGCAGUCAACUGCAACGGGAACAUCUGGGUUGUGUACUUUUUUGUCUUUAAGUUCUCGCCUCUCUGAACAACAGCAUGAUGUGGGGGUGGUUGCUCAAGCUUUCUGCUCGGGGAGGAAAACGUAGGUCUAGUUUGUAUUUAUCUGUUUUCGUUUUAAUGUAUAUAAAUCAGUGGAAGUGUCCCAAAGUAUUUUGAAUAAAAAAUAUAUUUGAGCUCUGA